This is a messenger RNA of Archocentrus centrarchus (flier cichlid), 627 nucleotides long. It is a transcript of the gene atoh1c, whose product is annotated as atonal bHLH transcription factor 1c. Lineage: Eukaryota; Metazoa; Chordata; Actinopteri; Cichliformes; Cichlidae. Gene Ontology annotation, biological process: axon development; positive regulation of transcription by RNA polymerase II; sensory organ development. The record is from RefSeq and is a predicted model, not a curated record. Bases 1 to 627 code for a protein of 208 amino acids. The transcript has a single exon. Gene Ontology annotation, cellular component: nucleus. Gene Ontology annotation, molecular function: E-box binding; DNA-binding transcription factor activity, RNA polymerase II-specific; protein dimerization activity.
AUGCCCCCGCGUAAAAGCCUAUUUGCGCCUUUCGUCUCUGUAGACCCGGAGGGAGGGGUCCGCCCUGCGGCCCCAGUGGCUCUCCACGCCGAUAUCCACGCUCUGCUGCAGCGGAGCCGUGCGCCGGAGCGGCAGGGGGCAGAACGCACCAGCGACUACCAGGACCCUCCGUGCGCCAUAGUGGAGCUCCGACUGGGCCCCGGCGUCGGAGCGCUGCACUACCUGCAGCCGGACAAGUGCGCUCUGGAGAGGGCGCAGCGACGGCGGCGUCUUGCUGCCAACGCCCGGGAGAGGAGGAGAAUGCUGGGACUCAACGUCGCCUUUGACCGGCUCCGUAGCGUCAUCCCGAACCUGGAGAGUGACAAGAAGCUCUCAAAGUCUGAGACUCUGCAGAUGGCGCAGAUUUACAUCGCCACCCUCAGCGAGUUGCUCCAGGAGGGCGCGGGUGCAGCCUCGGUACCGGGUCACGCACCGCGGCCCCCGGUUACAGCUUCGCCCUCACAGGGAACCAAAGCGCUGGCAGCAGGGGACCCACCGCGGCCGGUGAGGGACUUUCACACCGCGAGGAGCAGCAACAGAGGCCCGAUGCGCCCAGAAGAGGAGCAGAUGAGCUUUGAGGACAUGUAG